Molecule: messenger RNA, 1415 nt
Organism: Camellia sinensis
Lineage: Eukaryota; Viridiplantae; Streptophyta; Magnoliopsida; Ericales; Theaceae
Source: RefSeq, a predicted model, not a curated record
AUUGUGGUAUUAGCCCAUGGAGCGAUGUGUUAUGUUAUGUUUUGUUCCUUCAAGGAGCUAAUCAAAGACAAGGAUUACAAUACUGUUGGCGAAAGUGUGUUUAAAAGUAUUGUUAAGUUUGUCUUGAGUGUUUUUGAUAUAGAAGAUUUUGAGAAAAUAUUUGAUCAGAGUGUGGUUGAGGAUGAGUACUCAAAAUUAUGUGAAAUUCUUGACUCUUGUAAAUGUGAUCCUCUUGUAGCUAUUGCUGAGGGGAAGGUGAAAGUUGAUCAAUUUUCCACGCUAAGGGAACAUGAUCUUUGUGACACUAUACGGUGGAAUGAUAUUAGCCCAAACGAAGUAGCAAUUGCAUUGGAGAUGCUUAGGAAUUAUGAGCCUCUGAAGGAAGAUUGUAAAAUGCAGCUUACCUUGGAGUUGACAAAUGAGAAAAGUUAUUGUAUUCUUGAUUCUUUGGUUUUAGAGGCUUUGGGGGGCGUUGACAUUGAAUUGCUACGUAAUUGUUUACCUAAAACAGCAGAUGAUGUGUUUCUCGUUGAGGAUGUUACUUUUGCAUGCUCAGUUUUAGCUGAUGGCUUAUUCAUUGGGCUCUAUGAAUUGGCUGCUAUGAAAACAUCAGCGUUGCUGUACUUCCAGGAAGCUGUAAUUUUUCCUUUGUCAGAUGGUUGCUUUGGACCUUUUACAGAUGAGUUCAUUGAAGUGAUUAAAAUUGCUGACCAUGAGAGAAGAAUGCAAGGUGAUCGUUUCAUCAGUGUAAAGCAUCUUUUGUUUGGCCUUUCACUUUCAAGUGUUCGUAGAUGUGUUGAGAUGAUGUUCCAUGGUAGAGUGCUAGAUUAUACAGGUCAAUUAGCUUUGAAGCUCUCAUCGUUUAGCAUUUACAAGUUAUCGCACGAUGCAGCUACCAUUCUUGGUGAUAAGAAUGUUGGACUUGAGCACUUGGUUCUGGAAAUUUUCUAUGGAAAGCAAGAAAAUGAUCGUACAGGGACGGCUGCACAGGAUGAUUGCAGUUCUUUGUUCUUCGACGAGAAGAAAUGGGAUGAUUACCUCUUGAAACAUUUAAGAUAGAGGGAUGAGUGUGAUUUUGCAAGCUUCAAUGACAGUGAUUCUUUCAGAUCGUUGCUACCCGAAGAUUGUUUGUCUUUUGGUAGAUCGGCGGCAUUAUGUGGCUUUUCUAUCGUGGAUGAGCUGCACAAGGCUUUAAAGUCUGGCUUGAAGUUGAACGCUAUUCGGGGGUAGAAUUAUUACCUUCCCUUUUGUGGGCUGGUUUGGCUUCCACUGUAUAUGCUGUUUGAUACAUUAUGAAUGCCCUUGUGAACAUGGCUGGAAGGUUAUUAUUACUUUCAAAAUAGGAAUAUAUAUUGCAAGUGAAGCCCGUGUUUGACUUAUUUAUUUGUUUAUCUUUUUGGCUGAAAAUUGCUUAA